Klebsormidium nitens is the source of this 1384-nucleotide messenger RNA. Lineage: Eukaryota; Viridiplantae; Streptophyta; Klebsormidiophyceae; Klebsormidiales; Klebsormidiaceae. The record is from the annotation of a GenBank genome assembly.
AUGUCAAUGGCGGCCGUACAUUACAGGCAGCCGUCAGGCAAUGGUAGCGAGACGCAGCUUACGAGCCAGUCAAGAGUCACUGCCAACAGGAGGAGGUAUAGGGAGCCAAAUGAGGCCACAGAGGGGGGACCAUACCCCAUCCCAAUGAACAUAAUGUAUGACAGGAGGGUCGUUCGAGGCAGUAACUAUGCACCCCAGCUCCUCCCCCCCAUGAGCCCUCCGGAGGAAGCCACAUCAGAGAACCGGCCGGCCAAGGUGACCAAGAGAAAAUCGUCGACCAAGCUGUCAAAGCCAGGGACGCCAGACCCCGUGCUCGGCAGAAAACACAUUGACAUCCAGACGGACCUAUACUUGGAGGAGCUGACGGACCGCAUGCCGGAGGCAAGCGUGGACACGCAGACGGACGCCUUCAUGGACCGUCCGCAGACGCCGCUGUACGUGCCGCAAAAGUCGGGCGUCGACGUCGAGACGCAGAUCAUGGAGGGGGACCUCUUCAACUUUGAUUUUGAGGUGGAGCCGAUUUUGGAGGUCCUGAUCGGGAAGACGCUGGAGCAGAGCUUAAUGGAGGUUAUGGAGGAAGAAGAGCUGGCGGCCAUGCGGGCACACCAGGAGCACUUCGAGGCGGUGCGCAACGCGGAGCUGAUCGCGACGCAGCGCAUGGAGGCGGCCGAGCAGCGCAAGCUGGCGGAGAAGGCGCGGCGCCUGGAGCAGGAGCGCGCGCGCGCUCUCGCGCAGAAGGCCGCGCAGGAGAAGGUCGCGGCGCAGACGUUCGCGCGCGACUACCUGGGCGGGCUCAUCGCGGGCGUCUUCCAGGGGCUGACCAACGAGGGCGUCUUCUAUGACCCCGUGGAACGAGAGAUCGAGACCCAGUUCAUGCCGUUCCUCCACGACGCGGUGGCUCAGGAGCUCAGGAAGACGGAGCUCGCACGGGCUACUGUGCGCGCGCUGAUCGAGUCCGCCGUCCAGUCAUACGCUGAGAAGCAGAGGAUUGCAGAAGAGGAGCGGGCGCAAGAGAUGGCGGCCGAGGCCUUGCGACGAGCAGAGGAAGAGCAAAGGAUGCUGGCGGAAGCGCAAGCGAAGGCGGAAGCGGAAGAGGCCCGGGCUAGCGCGCUUCUGAAGGCGCUCACUGAGAAGGGUGAUCUUACGGAAGAAGCCCGACAAGAAGCGCAGGACGAAAUGGCGGCAGAGGGCAAGACAGGGAGUGCGGCGCUGCUGCAGUACUUGAUACAGAAAGGGGUCGUCUCUGAGGAGAGCGUGAGUGAAGUAGAGCAUGGGCCGAGCAGCGCAGAAACUACUGCGACUGAUGAACCGGCCGAUGGUUAGGUAACUUGCGGGCCUGACGCCCUGGUCCCUAUAUACAAUGUACAUAUUUGGUGAAAACUUC